CCAAGCGAUGAUCGGGAUUUGUUGGUUAUGAUUUGUAUGGAUUUAUUUUAUUAUUUAAUUUUGUAAUUCGUGCCUACUUGCGGUCAGUCAUGAAUUUACGAUCGCUCGAAAUUUAAAUUCAAACACUACUUGAACGUUCGACAUAUCCCACAGCAAUGCAUAGUACCGCUACCAAAUAAACGCAUUCUCUGCAUCGUUCUAGAUUACGUUUUGUUGUUUUUCUCGACGAUCUAAUUCAUAGUUUUAUAUAUGCAUUUGAAUAAAUACAAUAAUUGGUAGUAUGAAGAGAAGGAAUGGCGAUUGUGGAAAAUCUCGAAAGGCCUUGAAAAGAAACAAAUCCGCCACCGAAGGAAUCUACUGGAGUUCCGUACAUUAUCUGAAGUUGUUCGGCAUUUGGCUCGUUUUGAUACUACUUGAUUAUUUACUGCACUUUCGUUUUGAAUACGUUUGGCCAUUUUGGCUUCUUUUUCACAAAAUUGUUGAAGGAAUUAAACAUCAAGGUUUUGUUUAUACAGUGUUUUUUGUUUGCAUUGCAUUGACAUCAGACAUGGUGUGCUUUUUCUUUAUACCAGUACAUUGGUUGCUCUUCGUUGCUAGUACAUAUUUUUGGGUACAAUAUAUUUACCAAGCAGAAAAAUGUGUUUCUUGGCCAGUGGUAACUUUAUUAGUCUUGUACAUUUAUGUGGAGGCUUAUAUCCGACUGAAUAACCCUGACCAUAUUCCUUAUAAAUUGGUUUUGUGUAAACCUUUAGCUGCUAAUUGUAUUGGAUAUCCUGUGGUUACAUUAUGUUUUGGUUUCAAAAGUUACUUAAGUCAUAAAUUGAGACAAAAACAACAACAAAGGGUUUCUAAAGAAAAUGAGUUUUACCAAAACUUGUUAUUAGAUGCUUUGCCAUUUGAUAGAAUAACCGGCUCCAUUAUACCUAGUCAAGAAAAUGAUGAUGGAGAAAUAUGGUUGGAAUCAAUUUGUGAGGUGCCUGCAGAAGAAAAUGAUAUACAUACUAAUAAAGUGAUAUCUAAUGGUAGUGUUCCACAUAAGAAACCUGAAAAACAAGAUACAAUAUGUACUGAGAUACCUAAUAAAAAAAUAGUAACUAAUGAUAAAUUAAUAUGUAAUAGUAAUCAAGAAAAUCAUGUAAAUAAAGAAACAGAAAAAAAUAAAAGGGUGACCCCUAAAGCGUCAUCAACUAAAAAUAAUAAUCAUCUAAGGUGUAGUAAUCAAAACUCGAGCACAAAAGAAUCUACAAAGGCUAAAGGCACUUCACCGCUAAGACUAGAAAAGCCUUUAAUUGUUGAUCCUAAAGAUAUAUAUUGUGAAACGUUGGAAAAUGAGUUAAAAAGGCUUAAAUCUGAACUUCAUUCAUGUAAUCAAACAGAAAAAGAACUGAGAAAUCAGUUAAAUUCAGCUUUGAUUGAAAAUUCAAACACAUCACAUGAUUUGACAAGGCUGAAACAAGAACACGAAGAUACUAAAUCUAAGAUUAUCAAUUUGGUAGUAACACAUCAAAAUGAUAGACAGAUGGUGUCUCAACUUGAAAAACGUUUGUCAGAUGAAAAACGACAAAGGAUUUCAUGUGAGUCUCAAUUAGUCACAGAAAGACGACAAUUAAAAAAAGUCGAAGAGCUUGCUGCUUCCAGAUUAUCAGCUUUAUCUACAAAACCAGAAUGUACAGAAAGCUGUAAGGUUAGACGUAGGGAGCUUGAAAGUGAAGCUAAAGCAUUACGCAAAGAACUUAGGAUAAAAGAUGAGCAGUAUGUGGCAGCCCAAAAAGAAGUCAAUGAUCUUCAACCAUACAAACAAAGUCAAGAUAAAAUUGAUUUUGUGAUGUCUGCGUUGUCAACAUUGAAAGACAAAAACGCUCACUUAGAACACAGUCUGAGCGCGGAAACGCGCAUUAAACUCGAUCUGUUUUCAGCAUUAGGCGAAGCUAAGAGACAGCUAGAAAUUAAAAUUAAUAAAAUUUCGUCUCAAGAAAAAGAGAUAGAAGAACUCAAGUCUAAAAUGGCUCAGACAAUGAUUAUGACGCCACCAAAUAAUUCAUACCAUAUGGUAAACUCUGUUGGCGGAUCGCCAACAAUGAGGUUUGGUGGUAGUAAUUCACCACAGUCAAGCCUUGAUCCCAAUGCCACUAUAUAUACACCUAAGAAAAGUUCACACUUAGUCACUGAAGCUUAAUUUUAUCAUAAAAUGUUUGCAUACAGAAUUGCCGUAUUUUUCAAAAACUGACAUCAGAAAUUAAUUCUCUUCUCUCUCUCAAUAGAUAAUAAUUAUUAUACACAUUAGAUACGUCAGUAGUCAGAGAAAUAUUAAUUUAGACAAUUUGUAUUGAUAGUAAUAUUCUUUAUUAGAAUCAAUAUUUUUAUUGUUUACAAACAUUUUACAAAUACUUAAAAUGAUUUUAAUUAAUCGUUCCCCCUCUCAUGUAUUAUGAAAUUGACUUAUGUUCUCGCACUUCAUAAUUUAUUAAUUAUCUAUUUUGAUUUUGUUUCAUUUCUCAGUUCUUUGACCAAUGAGGUUUUCUACUUCAGUUUAUUUAAUUUGUUUAUUUGAUCUUCCAAUUCAUAAUGUUGUUUUCUUUCUUUUCAUUUCAUCUGUAUCAGUAUCUUUGUGGUAAUAGACACACAAACUCUAAGAAACUUAAAAGUCGAAAUGAACAAAUUAAUAUUAAGACAUAUGUUAAGUUUAAACUUAGUUCUUUUUUAACCAUUAUAUAAAUUUGUAUAUUUUUUUUUUUUUUUUUGUUCCUAAUCAGAAAAAAUCCUGAGGGUCAUUAAUAUUAACCCCAAAGGAGAUUUUCUUUGUUAACAUUUAUGAUUGUAAUGAAAAGAUUGUGAUAAUUUAGACGAAAUAGCUCCGAUUAAAAAGAAUUAAAGUGUAUUAAAUAGAUACACGAAUAUAUAUAAAAUAAAUAUAUUAUUUUUUUUUUUAUAAAAUUAAGACUUAAUAAUACGGUCAUAGAU
Rhopalosiphum maidis (corn leaf aphid) is the source of this 2961-nucleotide messenger RNA. RefSeq names its product macoilin-1. Gene Ontology annotation, biological process: neuronal signal transduction. The record is from RefSeq and is a predicted model, not a curated record. Gene Ontology annotation, cellular component: rough endoplasmic reticulum membrane. Lineage: Eukaryota; Metazoa; Arthropoda; Insecta; Hemiptera; Aphididae. Bases 281 to 2176 code for a protein of 631 amino acids. The transcript is spliced from 14 exons.